This is a messenger RNA of Dinoponera quadriceps, 998 nucleotides long. It is a transcript of the gene vnc, whose product is annotated as N-alpha-acetyltransferase 10. The record is from RefSeq and is a predicted model, not a curated record. Gene Ontology annotation, cellular component: NatA complex. The transcript has 2 exons. Bases 26 to 580 code for a protein of 184 amino acids. Gene Ontology annotation, molecular function: protein-N-terminal-glutamate acetyltransferase activity; protein N-terminal-serine acetyltransferase activity. Gene Ontology annotation, biological process: N-terminal peptidyl-glutamic acid acetylation. NCBI's taxonomy places the organism in Eukaryota, Metazoa, Arthropoda, Insecta, Hymenoptera, Formicidae.
UCGCGACGAAACACAUCCAGCUAGAAUGUCGGUGAACAUACGUUGCGCAACCACCGACGACCUGCUGAAUAUUCAGCAUUGCAACCUGCAAUGCCUGCCGGAGAAUUAUCAGAUGAAGUAUUACCUGUAUCACGCUCUGUCCUGGCCGCAGCUGAGCUACGUGGCGGAGGACGAGAAAGGAAGGAUAGUGGGAUACGUGCUCGCCAAGAUGGAGGAGGAUUGCGAGGACAACCCGCACGGCCACAUCACCAGUCUGGCUGUGAAGCGCUCUCACAGGCGGCUGGGGAUCGCCCAGAAGCUGAUGAACCAGGCGUCCAGGGCGAUGGUGGAGUGCUUUGGCGCAAAGUACGUAUCGCUGCAUGUGCGCAGGAGUAAUAGGGCCGCCCUUAACUUGUACACGAGCAGCUUGCAGUUCGAAGUGUCGGAGGUGGAGCCCAAGUACUACGCGGACGGCGAGGACGCUUACGCCAUGAAGCGCGACCUCACCAGCUUCCAUCACGAAAAGGCUCUCCGGGAUAGGGCGCACAAGGAGGGUAAUGUUCACACGCACCUCGGCAGAUGCUGUGGCGAUCAUUCUUAGUCUACUCACUACCUGUUGCUGCUGCUGCCGUCGUCGUCGUCGUCGUCGUCGUCGCCGCCGCCGCAUCGAGUCCAGUAUGUAUACCUACGCUGUGUUCGCUCACGCAGGAACUCGAGUCUUCAAGGGGGUAUCGCCGAAUACCGAGCUGAACACGGAUUCUUCGUGUUGUCUCUGCAGGAGAGAGAAAACCUCUGCUUAUCAAAAUUCUACCUAGUACGUGUAAAAAAUAUUGUAUAUGCGACUGUGUACGUGGAGACUACCUGUUGUUGGGAUCUAUGCGACGAAAUGAGGUUACCAGUUUGGUUCCGAUUUGUGUACAUGAGUUACCGCCCAAGUUUCUCAUCCCGAUGGCGCACACCGUGAUGAUUCGACUUGCGGAUUUUAAACAUGAGAAAUAAAGGUUUCUGGAGAAGCUGUC